GAUGCAUGCCGCAUUUAGUGUUGUAAUGUAAAUACUUGUAUAAAUAGUAUACGUAAUUAUUUGAGUUUACCCACCAACAAAAACACUUGUUCAUCCUCUUCGACCAUGAGCGUACACUACUCAUCAAGGCAUACACUGACAGCCUCUUAUUCUACGCCAUCGUACUCGGUUGAGAUCAAAGAUUCACGCGCCAUGCUUAGUGAGAAGGGCUUCUUCGAGUGUCACUUCGCGGGCAAUCCUAAGCCAGAUAUACUGUGGUACCGUAAUGGAAAGAUCAUCAUAGCGAACGAUCGAACAAAGAUUCGCACGAGUGAAAACACUUCCACGCUCACCAUCUAUCCGGUGGAGGUAUCCGACUUUGGUUUUUACAAAUGUAAGGCCAUGAACGAGGCCGGCACAACAGAAUCUAUUGCCAAGCUGAUCGAAAGCAUUGUUCCAACGUUGUCGGACGAUGAGAAAGCCGAACUGGAUGCAGCACGCAGUCCGAGACGGGGUAGUCGUGCUGGCGUUAAGACCGGAAAAGUUAACGACAAGAUCGAGCUGGUAGUCGAGGAAACCGAGGAAGAGCGCCGUGCGAAGGCUGAAAAGCGCAAGAAGCGCGAGGAAAAGCGUAAACAGAAAGAGUCUCAAUUGAUCGAAGAGAUUGUCCAGCAGGAGAUGGAAGCAUCCCUGAAGGAAAAAAUCAAAUUUAGCUCGGAAUCGACAACCACGCUGACAACGAGCACCACCUCUGAGAUGACGCAGGAUGUGAAGCUCACCAAAGACCGUGCGACGGUGAAGUUUAAGGAGCACGUGGAAACACUGGUCGAGGAGAUUGUGACCACCGAAACGGUUCAGGAGAUCGAACGGAUGGUCAUUCACGAGAAGCUUGACGUUUCCGAUGUAGAGAGUGUGAAAAACUCGGUUGAGGUUAAGGAAAUCCUCACCAAUCUCAAGGCUAGUGAGUUUGGACCGGGUGAAGCACCACUGCGUGAACUUGCCACGAUUGCCUUCAUGGUGAAGCACGGUGUAACAGUCAGUGAGAUUACCAGCUUCUAUCAGGCAAGCCACUUCCCAGCUCUGCAGAAGCCAGAAUCACAGUCGGCGAUGGUACUGCUGCUCGAACGCGAAGGAUACGCCAACAUCGUCACAGAGAUCCUCACCGAGACGGAUAUGGACGAAACGCAGCUGGCAGCUACGGCCGGCUUCCGUGCAUUCAUGCGUAUGAUCGAGGUGAACCACGCGAGUGUGGAGGAGAUCAUCGCUCACUUCUCCCCGGACGACUUUGUCGUGCAGGAAUGGAAAACGGAAUCGGCAUUCGAGAAACACGAAGAAACGCGCUUGAUUUCGUCGAGUGAAGUGCGCACGACUGAGACUACCGUCCGAACGAUGAAGGAACUGGACAUCAAAGGUUUGCAAUCAUAACGUCCCAUUCGCCUUCCCCUGUGCUCGCCCUACUCUUCUUUCCUCACUUGUAUUGUGUUGUGUGUUGCCAACCGCCAACUCGUGUGCCCGCCCUGCCUGUGCCCGCUUGCUUGCAGAACUUAUGGCCCAUCCGGGCCAUCGCCUACUCCAACUCCGUCUAUCUACUUCUUGUACAUCUUUUCUUCCUGCUUCGAGAUUUCUCUUCGAAUGCUAGUAUAUUAGUAGUGAACGUUCGUUUUUUUUAUAUUUUCAUCGUUAUUUAGAAAGCAAGAUGAUUAUUUCAAUUAGAACAGAAUGCAUACAGAACUUACCCAGUAGUUGCAAGUAUUGCGAUGUGUGAUUUGCUUUAAAGAGCUGUAAUAUGCGUAGCUCAGCUUCGGCUAAGGAAUAAAGCGUCUCUUUACCUAAAAUAAAGAUACGACGAAUGGAUCGUUCCUGGUAUCUCUCAAACCGUAGAAAGAUCUCAUCACCAUGAGCGAGCUGCUUUAUGAUGGAUGUAAUAAAAUACUACUCGUCUAU
Anopheles moucheti is the source of this 1923-nucleotide messenger RNA. Its product is annotated as titin-like. The transcript is spliced from 5 exons. Bases 106 to 1404 code for a protein of 432 amino acids. The record is from RefSeq and is a predicted model, not a curated record. NCBI's taxonomy places the organism in Eukaryota, Metazoa, Arthropoda, Insecta, Diptera, Culicidae.